Epinephelus moara (kelp grouper) is the source of this 3082-nucleotide messenger RNA. RefSeq names its product guanine nucleotide exchange factor VAV2-like. Lineage: Eukaryota; Metazoa; Chordata; Actinopteri; Perciformes; Serranidae. Gene Ontology annotation, molecular function: guanyl-nucleotide exchange factor activity; protein binding. Gene Ontology annotation, biological process: cell migration; regulation of GTPase activity; intracellular signal transduction. Gene Ontology annotation, cellular component: cytoplasm. The transcript has 23 exons. The record is from RefSeq and is a predicted model, not a curated record. Bases 1070 to 3082 code for a protein of 670 amino acids.
AAAUAUUCCCUGUAACUCGCAUUCUUGGAGUCUGGAGCCACUUUCACCAAAGUGUGGACACUCUAUUCAAGUUUUACCUUUGCGCGAGACACUCAGAGCGCACGAGCUCGUCUAACCCACCUGGGUCACCACCGCGCGAGCAGCCUUUCUCCUCAGGCUCGUGCAGCUCGGGUUUGUGGAGUUGGGACCGCUAAACAUCUUCGUCCGAAAGGGAAACGAGGAGAGGGGAGACGGAAGGGAGGCAGGAAUCACAGACAAGCCGAGCUGGACACACGCGUAACGUUAUUUUUGGGCGCCAAGCAAAGUAACGUUAACCGGAUAAAUGUAAACACCGUUUUUUAUCCUUCCUUUGGACAUGUUUCCGCUGCCGGAGAGGCUUGUUGUUUAGACUGUGUUGUGGAAAGAGGGAUAUCCCGACUGCUGUGUUGUAUCAUCUCCCUUUCUUUAUUGUUUGCUGUGGAAAUUACGGGAAGUUCUUGUUUCUAACUUCCGAGGAAACGUUAAAUGCAAAUACGGUGGGUGACUCCUGCUCUGGUUUAACAACUACACAGACUUGAGAGGCUGUUUUGUCCACAUUGUGUAGCAGCCUGUGCUGUUUGGUUCACUGAAAUGUGAGACACCAGUGAAGUCGCUACAUGACAAACCGCUGCACCCAGCUGUUUCAUUAGCCACCGCUGUAACCUCUCCAUUCACGCCUUUUUGGAUCGGAUAUGCGAAGCAAACUUUUUAAGAAUGAAGAGGAGAAAAUUCCCAUAGCACGCCUCUGUUGUCUGCUUACACCGCCGCCGUCCUCUCAACUGGAUCUGUGUUUUUAUUUGAGUCUUUCCCAGGGCUUCAUUUCCAUGUUGUGGAGACAGGAGAGCUGACAUGCGUCUGGGAUGGGGAUAUAGCGCGGUGACAUACAGUUGCGAAAUUGCCUGAUUAUCGAGCUGAUAGUGAAUGAUUAAGACUUCCGGAGCAGGUAGGGAACCGACCGUAGAGUGCCUGUGUGUGUGCUGUGAAGUCAGCCCGGUGUGAAGCAGCUCGAGGACUCGGUUUUACUUUUGCGAGGAGAGUCUCCGGAGCCGAUAUGGAGGAGUGGAGACAAUGCGGGCGGUGGUUGAUAGACUGCAAGGUCCUGCCCCCGAAUCACCGGGUCGUGUGGCCCUCGGCGGCCGUCUUCGACUUGGCACAGGCCCUGCGAGACGGGGUGCUCCUGUGCCAGAUGUUGCACAACCUCUCGCCCGGAUCAGUGGACCUGAAGGAGAUUAACUUCAGACCCCAGAUGUCACAGUUCCUGUGUUUGAAGAACAUCCGGACAUUCCUCAAGGUGUGCCAUGACAAGUUUGGCCUGCGCAACAGUGAGCUGUUUGACCCUUUUGACCUCUUCGAUGUCAGGGACUUCGGCAAGGUGAUCUCUGCUUUGUCAAGGAUCUCCCACCACAGCAUUGCACAAAUCAAAGGCAUCAGGCCCUUCCCAUCAGAAGACACAGCUCUGAACGAGGAUGAUGUGUACCGGAGUCUCGAGGAGCUCGCAGAUGAGCAUGACCUGGGUGAGGAUGACAUCUAUGACUGUGUGCCGUGUGAGGACGAUGGGGAUGAUAUCUAUGAGGACAUCAUUAAGGUGGAAGUACGACAACCCAUGAAAAUGGGUAUGUCAGAAGAUGACAAAAGAAACUGCUGCUUAGUGGAGAUCCAGGAGACUGAAGCAAAGUACUACAAGACUUUAGAGGACAUUGAAAAGAAUUACAUGAUCCCACUGAAGCAAGUCUUGAGUCCGCAGGACAUGGAGGCUAUCUUUGUCAAUCUUGAGGAAGUAAUAAAAGUCCACUUUGCCCUCCUGCGAGCCAUCGACCUGAACAUGGUUAGUGGAGGAAGCGGCCUGGGGAAGAUCUUCCUCGACUUCAAGGAAAGGUUGUUGAUCUAUGGUCAGUACUGCAGCCACAUGGAGAACGCCCAGAAGACACUGGAUGAGCUAAUAGCAACGCGAGAGGAUGUCAAGAUCAAAGUAGAGGAAUGUACUAUGAAGGUGCAGGAAGGGAAGUUCAAGCUGCAGGAUCUUCUGGUGGUUCCCAUGCAGAGGGUGCUGAAGUAUCACCUACUACUGAAGGAACUUUUGAGUCACUCAGCGGACCGACCAGAGAGACAACAACUCAAGGAGGCUCUGGAGGCUAUGCAGGACCUGGCCAUGUACAUCAAUGAAGUCAAGAGGGACAAUGAGACGCUGAAGAAAAUCAGUGAAUUCCAAAGUUCAAUAGAAAAUCUUCAGCAGGUGAAACUGGAGGAGUACGGUAGGCCAAAGAUAGACGGAGAGCUGAAGGUGUGCUCCAUCGUCAACCGAACGAAACAGGACCGGUAUAUAUUCCUGUUUGAUAAAGUGGUGAUUGUCUGCAAGAGGAAAGGCUAUAGCUAUGAGCUCAAAGAGAUUAUAGAACUGCAGUCGUACAAAAUGUCCGACGACCCCAUGAACAACAGAGACAUGAAAAAGUCAAGUGGAAAAAUGUGGUCGUACGGCUUUUACCUGAUCCACCUGCAAGGCAAGCAGGGCUUCCAGUUCUUUUGUAAAACUGAGGAGACAAAGAGGAAGUGGAUGGAGCAGUUUGAAAUGGCCAUGUCCAACAUCAAGCCAGAAAGAGCCACAGCCAAUCAGCAUAACUUCCAAAUGCACACAUUUGAUAAGGACACCAACUGUCGAGCCUGCAAGAUGCUCCUGAGGGGCAUCUUCUAUCAGGGCUAUUUCUGCUCUCGCUGUGGAACAGGAGCACACAAAGAGUGUCUGGAAGUCAUCACCAUCUGUAAAAUCAAUCCUCAUGACUUGGAACCUGGAAUAUCAUCAGGUCCCAAGAUGGUGGCAGUGAGGAACUACCAUGGCACACCGGCACCUCCAGGGAAGACACCGCUCUGUUUUCAAACUGGGGAUUUUAUUGAGCUGCUGAAGGGUGAUCCUGACACCUCAUGGUGGGAGGGAAAGCUGAUACAAACACAAAAGAGCGGCUUCUUUCCCAGUUCAUGUGUAAAACCAUGUUUGGACCCAAAGCCCUUCCAGUCGUUAUCAAGCCGGCAGUCCUCGAGAGAAUCAGACUACUAUGGAUAUCCUUGGUAA